Molecule: messenger RNA, 1005 nt
Organism: Protopolystoma xenopodis
Lineage: Eukaryota; Metazoa; Platyhelminthes; Monogenea; Polystomatidea; Polystomatidae
Source: the annotation of a GenBank genome assembly
AUGCCUACACUUUACCUACCCUCAGCUGGCUACACUAGGACAUGCGCUUCUGAAAUGCUAUCUAGCGCUGCAGCAACUGGUGCUGGUGUUGGAAGUAGCUGCGGCAGUGUUCUUGAAGCAACUCAACCAUCCAACCUUAAAGUUGAUUGUUUUCAGGAAGAUUCAUUGAAAGCCGCUGAUUCCCAGUUUGAAGAAGACCAUAAGCAAGCCGUAUUUAGUCUUUCCAACACAUCUAGUGCUCAUCAGCCCUACUCUUACCCAUUUCUCCAUUCCAGUUUUCAUCGCCAUCAACAACAGCAACAUGGCUCCAGCCAUUUCUAUGGAUUACAGAACGAGUGCCAUCAUGUCCAAUCCCCACCAAUGGGGUUGGUAAGCUCUCCUCCUGUUAGCGGUGCGGAUGCCGUUAUGGUAACAAAGACUAGGGCCAUUUAUCAUCAGGCUUGUAAACCUAAACCACUUGGUAUGCGCUGUCUGGCUUUUCCAUACACUUUUGAGCCCUCAUUUGGACCAGUAAACACAGCACUCUCAGCUAUCUUGUCUCCUUUGCCACAGGCUAAGCACACCUACCGUUACCAUCAGCAUUAUCGCCACAAUUGCUCUCGACAACAACAAAAUGUCAUUCAUGAUCACUUACAAUGUCAUCCUCUCCGUCAACAUCAUAGUGCUUAUUUCUGGCCACCUGGACCAUUGCACCAGCAUUGCCAACCCCAUCAGCCGUUACAGCAGGACUCCUCUCUUGCUGUUAUUUCUUCGAGCCAUCCUUGUUCAUCCGCCCUUCACGAUCGACUUCCCGGACAUAUAUGUAAUGAUAUUAAACCUCAGCCUCCGCAAUCCGAUCAUUUAGUGCCACAGUCGGCACCUCUGGACACUCAUUCGAGGCGAAUUUGCGAAUUUUCAAAUACUUUGGUUCACAACUCUGUUGUAUCGCCCUCGUCUCCGAGACAAGUAAGCAGAUUUUCGCUUUAUAGCGAGAAAUCUUUAAAUUUUUUAUCUCUAAUCUUCUGA